AUGGUUCCUUUGCUGCUGAUUGUCGUGCAGUUGUUCCUGUUCACCGCAGUCCGAUCGGAGAGACUCUUUCAUCCAGAUGACUGCACCAAACGGCUUGAAAUCUUUAACAGGGAGGUCAAACAACACUGUCCGUUCAUGGAGAAGGACCUGCUUCCAGCACCGCCACCCUCGACUACGAUCACCGUCGGCACCAUUCGGUACCGUCGCUGUGUGCACGAACUUGCAAAGCCUGAGCGUGCGGGCCUGCUGUGGACAGGGUUUUGGGACGGAGACCCACAUGCCAGCAUGAAUGUCUUGAAGUCGUUUGCGACAGCUACAGAUUCUCAGACGCUCCAUCCCGACACACACCUCGGUCAACUCAUGGACAAGAGCGGGAUCCUAAAAGUGUGCGACAGUGAGGUGUUGAACCCCCUCUGGGCCACAGCCAGUGACCAGUUCGCAAGCCAUAUGAGGUACGAGUGGCAGAAGAAGGUGGUUGUUCUGAUCAACAAGAAGCUGCAUGGCGAGCGCCCGCUGCUGCACUCAGUUUUCUAUCAAUUUGAGCUCUAUGCGCUGGCAUUCAACCACGUUGGAUAUUUACGGACACAGGCAGGGCCGCAAAACGUGUGGCAGCCGGAUAUCCAGUUGAUUGACCUUCAAGGAACGUGCACAGAAUCGAUGCCCUUCCUUCAAAAGAGCUUCAAGAACAUAGCUGAAUCUUUCGGAUUUGUUUUCAACUUCAAGCCAGAAAAGUGGUCUUGCGAGGACUGCCCGUCUGGAUGCAGCCUUCUCGACCCAGAGAUAGUAGCCCUCGGUCGCCAGCCGUAA
Symbiodinium sp. CCMP2592 is the source of this 807-nucleotide messenger RNA. Lineage: Eukaryota; Dinophyceae; Suessiales; Symbiodiniaceae. The record is from the annotation of a GenBank genome assembly.